Molecule: messenger RNA, 4207 nt
Organism: Leptopilina boulardi
Lineage: Eukaryota; Metazoa; Arthropoda; Insecta; Hymenoptera; Figitidae
Product: b(0,+)-type amino acid transporter 1-like
Exons: 3
Coding region: 133-1668 (511 amino acids)
Biological process (GO): amino acid transmembrane transport
Cellular component (GO): membrane
Molecular function (GO): L-amino acid transmembrane transporter activity
Source: RefSeq, a predicted model, not a curated record
UAAAAAUUUAAGCAUUUUUUUUAAAUUCGUGUUUAAUUUAAUUCGGCGAUUGAAAAAAAUUUUAUAAUUAUAUUAUUUAUUUAAUAUUAAAUUAAUUCAUCUAGAAAAUAUUAGCAAAAAAAAAAAUUAAUCAUGACAGUGGUUAAUAAUGAAAAAAAGGAAACGGUGGGCCUAAAAAGGGAAUUAGGCUUAUUUAGUGCAGUGAGCUUAAUCGUCGCUGUAAUGAUAGGUUCGGGUAUUUUUGUCUCACCAACAAGUGCCCUUGAACGAUCAGGUUCGGUAGGAUUUUGCCUAAUAAUUUGGAUAGUUUGUGGAUUUUUAUCACUUCUUGGAGCAUUGGCAUUCGCCGAAUUGAGUGCUGUUGUACCAAGAUCAGGAGCCGAAUAUGCCUAUUUCAUUGAUGCAUUUGGACCACUUCACAAUUACUUUGGACAAUUGCCAUCAUUUAUUUGCUCUUGGGUUUAUGUAAUUAUUCUACGUCCAGCUGAAGUUGCUGUUGUAAUUCUUACAUUCGCUGAUUAUUCAAUUCAACCAUUCAUCACUUUAAUGCCAAAUUUAUCACUGGAAUCAAUGCAAAUGUUAAAAAAAUUAAUUGCAAUAAUGGGUUUGGCAAUUGUCACAUACAUUAAUUUAACAAGCGUAAAACUUUAUGUAAAAAUACAAAAUACCUGUACAAUUCUCAAAGUGGCUGCUUGUCUUUUAAUAAUUUUCGGUGGCGCCUAUUGGUUAGCGACAGGACACACGGAAUUACUUAAUAAUCCAUUUAGUGGUACAACAACGUCGCCGGGAAAUAUUGCACUUGCAUUUUACAGUGGUCUUUGGGCCUAUGAUGGUUGGACAUCGGCAACAAUAGUCACUGAGGAAGUGAAAAAACCUGAAAUUAAUAUACUUCGAAGUAUUCUUAUUGCUGUGCCAACGAUAACAUUACUUUAUGUGACAAUGAAUUUAAUGUAUAUGUCGGUAUUACCAAUAUCGGAAAUGAUUUCAUCAAAUGCCGUUGCAGUAACGUGGGCAAAUAAAAUAUUACCACCAUGGUUGGGUAUUGCAAUUCCAAUUGGUGUUGCAUUUUCCACAUUUGGCUGUUGUUUAAGUCUUCAAUUUAGUGUUUCACGAUUGUGUUAUGUUGCAGGACGCGAGGGACAUGUACCGAGAUUUUUUAGUUUUGUACAUUAUAGUAAAAUGACACCAGCCGCUGCUGUUGCACUACAGGGUAUUCUUGCAUUUUUUUGCAUUCUAGUUGGUAAUAUUAUUGAAUUAAUUGAAUUUGCAAGUUUUCUCACAUGGGUCUUUUAUGGUUUGGCAAUGAUUGCAUUAAUUAUUAUGAGAAAAACAAAAUCCGAUGUUCAUCGUCCAUAUGCAGUGCCAAUUGCAAUUCCAUGGCUUGUUUUAUUUAUUGCAAUAUUUUUGGUAUUUGCUCCAAUUAUUAAAGAGCCAUCGGCAAAAUAUUUUUUCGCUGUAAUCUUCAUUCUCAUUGGCGUUGGAAUUUAUCAUUUUUUUGUCUACAAGAAAGUGAAAAAUAAUUUUACAGAGAAACUCACGUAUCUGGUGCAAAUUUUGUGUUUGGUGGUCCCACCUGAAGAGGAAAAUGACUCACAGAAUACAAAAAAAGAGAUUCUACUAUCUAUACAGGAAAAAUCAGAUCUGCCAAAAAGUGAAAUAAAAAUUUAACAAAAAAAAAGAACAAUAAUCAAAUAAAAACAUUGUUGUGAUUAUUUUAAUCCAGACUAUAAAUCCUAAAUGACUUUUAAAGAAGCCUUUAAAACUGAUAGUAUAACAGUUAUUAAAAAAUAAAAAAAUUACCGACAUAGAAAUCUACCUUGCCGACUGAUGGUAAAACAGUUUUUUUUAAAAAUGACGAUAUAAAAAUUACCGGUAGAGAAAUCUACUUUAUCGACUGACGGUAAAACAGGUUUUUUAAAAUGAAAAUAUAAAAAAUUACCUACACAAAAAUCUACUUUACCGACUGAUGGUAAAGAAUUUUUUUUGAAAAAUGAAAAUAUAAAAAUUACCGACAUAUAAAUCUACCUUACCGACUGACGGUAAAACAGGUUUUUUGAAAAUGAAAAUAUACAAAUUACCGACCUAGAAAUCUACUUUACCGACUGAUGGUAAAGAAAUUUUUAAAACUGAAAAUAUAAAAAAUACCGACCUGGAAAUCUACUUUACCGACAAAUAGUAAAAAAAUUUUAAAAAUGAAAAUAUAAAAAUAACCGAUCUAGUAAUCUACUUUACCGACUGAUGGUAAAUUUUUAAAAAUGAAAAUAUAAAAAUUACCGACUUAGAAAACUAUACUUUACCGAUUGAUGGUAAAGAAAAAUUUUAAAAAUAAAAAUAUAAAAAUUACCGACCUAGAAAUUUACUUUACCGACUGAUGAUAAAUUUUUAAAAAUGAAAAUAUAAAAAUUACUGACCUAUAAAUCUACAUUACCGGCUGAUGGUAAAACAGUUUUUGAAAAAAAUGAAAAUAUAAAAUUACCAUCAGUCGGUAAGGCAGAUUUCUAUGUCGGUAAUUUUUUACAUCUUCAUUUUUCAGAAAACCAGUUUACUAUCAUUCGGUAAGGUAGAUUUCUGUGUCGGUAAUUUUUGUAUUUUUAUUUUCAAAAAAUCUGUUUUACUAUCGGUCGGUAAGGUAGAUUUAUGUGUUGGUAAUUUUUGUAAUUUCAUCUUUUAAAAAACUGUUUUACCAUCAGUCGGUGAGGUAGAUUUCUGUGACAGUAAUUUCUUAUGUUUCUAUUUUUCAAAAUUUUUUACCGUCUUGUUAUUUUUUUAUCCAUUUAUGUAAUUUAAAAUUACUUUUAAUGUUAUUUUUGCAAUUAUUUCCACGUGUACAUAAUUUUAUUCACUAAUAUUAAAUAGAUUUUUAAUUAUUCCAAAAAAAAAUGAAGAAUCAAAUACUUUUUGGCGUUUUGUAUAAAAAAAAAGUUUAUUCAUUAACUUCAACCCUGAAAAAUAGUUUUUAAACUACAAUCAUUUUCACUCUACUUAACAAAAAUUAAGUGAAACUUUUUUUUUUUAAUUAUAAAUCGUAGCUUUGUAAAAAUUCUUAAAUUACUAUCAGAUCAUUAUUGGCACGGUUGAUCAAAACCGAAAUACAUACUUAUAUCAUUAGUUAACAGAUAAAUAAAGUGCUCUGUUUUUUUCAUUUAAAUAUUAUAACAGGCGACAUAAAAUAUAAUUUUUUGUCACUAUAAUUCGUACAUUAAAAUUUGAAUAUCAUUCAUUUUUUUCAUAUCAGUACAUUUAAUUUUGUCGUGAAUUAUUGAAAACAUGAUAUGGUAGUUUUUCAUUUAAUAAACAUUUCUUUCCGUUGAACUUUUUUUUAACAUGUAAAAUAUUUAUCAUCUCAUUAUUAUAUAAUAAUUAAUUUAUUUUGUGCAAUUGUUUUUUUCAUAGAUUCAACAUUUGCAUAGAUUUUUUUUUAUAUAAAUCUAAUUUAACAGUCGUUUCAUUUAAUUCAAUAACUAAUUUUUUCAUUUAAUAAGUAAUUAAUUAGAAUUUUACUAAAAAUAGAUAAAUAGAAAAAUAAAUAAAAAAUAAAAAAUAUUGUUAAACAGUAAUUUGCUAAUUUUUUUUCAAUAUUAUUUAAUUCACUAUGUUUGUUAAAAUUUAUUUUCUUUAAUGUAAAAUUUAGAACUUAAAAUAAAAGAUUAAUUUCAGAAAAGCUAAAUUUAACAAAGAUCAAUUUUAUUAGAUCUAAAAUAUCAUUUUGUGUUAUCAACUUUCAUUAUAACUCAUCAGUCUUUCUAUUUUCUUUAUAAUUUUCUUUUUGUAUUUGUUUUUUAAAUAACAAUUUAAUUUUUAAUAACUUCUGCAUUUUUAAAAUACGAGUUAUUUAAAUUUCAUAUUCAUAAAUAGUUUUCAUAUAUAAUUCCAGACUUUUAUAAUCAAACAAUUGAUUUCAGUUUUCUUUUUAUAAUUGCUAGUAAGGUUAUUUAAGGCCACGCUUAUCUACAAAUUGUAGAAAUUAACUUUUAAGCGUUACCAAAAGGCUAAUGAUUAAAUCAUAUAUAAAAAAGUUUUCAAAAUAAUUCUCACUCUUCUAGUUAUUAGAAUUUCUCAUGAAUUCUAAACGACAUUUUUCGAGAAUAUUUACAAAUUAAUAUUAUUUAGAAUCUUAUUUAUACGAUGAUUGAUUAUCGUAAAAAAUAUAAUAUUUACAAUAUUCUAUAAUUUCUUUUUAAGAAAAAUAUUAAUGAUUUUUUUUUUU